AGUAACAGCGUUUCUAUGCAUGAAAGACACCCAACUAGAUGAAAUAAAUGCAUGAUGCACAAGGUCUGACGCCGAGCUGCAGUUGUACUUCUCCCGUCAGACGGCUCAGAGACCAGUGUAGGAUCGGUCCCUGCCGCAUCGUUGGUGAAACUGCAUCCGCAUUUUUUUGAAACCCGAUUUCCUGCUCUUACCUUUCCUGCUCACUGUUGGGAACCAUCAGCGCUGGGUGCACUCGUGUUACAUAUUUCUCUGUGGCCAGUUUUUUUUUUAUAUAUAUUGACCCCCGUUUCCUGCGUUUUCUUGCCGGUAAGAAACAAUGGGGAAACAGAACAGCAAACUGGCCCCUGAAGUUAUGGAGGACUUGGUAAAGAGCACAGAGUUUAAUGAACAUGAACUUAAACAGUGGUACAAAGGAUUUCUAAAGGAUUGUCCAAGUGGAAGGCUUAAUUUGGAUGAGUUUCAGCAGCUGUAUGUAAAGUUUUUCCCAUAUGGUGAUGCCUCUAAAUUUGCCCAACAUGCCUUCAGAACCUUUGAUAAAAAUGGAGAUGGAACGAUUGACUUCAGAGAGUUCAUCUGUGCAUUGUCUAUCACAUCAAGGGGGAGCUUUGAGCAAAAGCUGAACUGGGCAUUCAACAUGUAUGAUCUGGAUGGUGAUGGAAAAAUUACAAGAGUUGAAAUGUUGGAGAUUAUUGAGGCUAUUUACAAAAUGGUGGGCACUGUCAUUAUGAUGAAGAUGAAUGAGGACGGUCUCACGCCUGAGCAAAGGGUAGACAAGAUUUUCAGCAAGAUGGAUAAGAACAACGAUGACCAGAUAACACUGGAUGAGUUCAAAGAAGCUGCGAAGAGCGACCCCUCCAUUGUACUACUCCUCCAGUGUGACAUUCAGAAAUGAGCUGGAAUCAGUUCAUAAAGGACUGCACAGAAGUUAAAUGUUCCAUUCAGUUUGCAGCUAUCCAACGACACGAAAAUAAACAGCAUAAAAAAUACAAAAAAAUAUUGCUUGGACUACCUUUAAAUGGACUCGCUUCUUGUGUUUGAAACACUUGUGUGCAUGAGAAUGUUAUUUGCUAAAGAAUUUUAAAAUAUAUAUAUAUAAUAUAUAAAAUAUAUUAUUAAAAAAAAAAACAACUGCCAAAUGUGAAGUGUGCAAAGUCAUUAUCAUCGAACCCUAACCCCUCAGAAGCUUGUGCAUCAGUAAUGUGCUGCGUUGAAAUAUGCUAUUUAGUGUUCAUGUUUACUGAUGCUAGCUGUGUGUUUCAUAUACAGAGUAAUAUUAAUGAUCCUCAAUUCCCAUGGUAACAUUACCGUUUCUAAUAAACCGUUUUUCCAUUCUUCUCUCAAUUAGAAUUGGACAAAGAGAUGGAUUCUUACAUUCAUCAGCCUGCUAUUCUCAAAUGUGCUUGUACUGUUUGUGAAUAUAAAUGUAGUUUAUUUGCAUGCCUUUAGGUUCUGCCUUAAUUCAUUUCUCAUUUCCAUUCUGUAAAUUAAAGAAAGACAAAGCCUUAUCAAUAAACAUACAUUUCAAUAAUUAACAAAAAAGAAACAAAACAACUUGCAGGUCCACUAUUAAAAAUAAAAUAAAGAAAACUACACAGUAUUUAGUGUUUGGGAUGCUAGGAGUAAUUUGUUCAAAUAUCAUACAGUGGGAGCAUGUUUCUUUAUUUAAAGAAGAAGAAAAAAAAAGAAAAGUUGUUUGUAUUGCUAAUUUAUUCUCUUCAUUCAUGAGCACAUCCUCCCCUUUCAUUUUUAUUAUUCUUUUUUAAUUUCCAAGGCAGUGAUUUGGCUAUUGACAGAGAGAUUAAACUAAACCUGGGCAUCUUUCAUGCAACACAUAGCCUUUUUCUGUCUCGUGACUGGAAACCCCAGUUUAUGGGUGGAAAUUCUUUUUAUUGGGCCUCCAGAGCAUUACUCAGUUAAAAUAAGUCUGUACUUUGAAUCUAAUAUUCUGAAAUACAUGAUCUGAAUAAUUUUGUGGUGAUUGAUAUAUUUAUUAUUAGAACAAUAUGUCACCUACCUCUUUCUUUUGAAUAAAAAAAAAAUAAUAAUCGUCAGUGUAUUGCAUUCUAUAAAUAUUGAAAUAAAUGCCAUUUCACAUCCACCUUUCCCCUAUAAGCAUUAACAAUAUUUUUACAAGUUUUGUGCCAAAGGAUGAUAAAGCAUUGUAUACAAUAAAGUACAUGUGGACUUCUUUCUUGCUUUUCUCUCUCUAUAUAUAUAUUUUGCUUUCUGUCUCGUUUCAGUGUCCAACAUGUUAUACGAGAAAAACUUCGAAAUGCAAUUCUUUUGUCCCCAUUUGUAAAAUCCAAUCAUUUCCAGUACGCCAUUGUUUGUUGCUCUCUCCCCUAAGCCAGUUCAGGAGCAUUGCCGUUCUCCUCUUUACAGUAUUUUUUUAAAAGCCCUUUACCAGCCCAUUUAAAGGGAGCCGAGUCACCUUUCACUGAAGAUGCAGUCUUACGAAUGAUAGCUAAAUCCGUUUUGCACCAUUCAUUUGUAUCACAGCAAUACGAUUUGUCACUUUAAAACAAUAAUGGAAUGCAUUUCUACAGUUUUGUGUAUAGUUUAAAAAUGAAAAAGGCAUUUAUAGCAAUCCAGUCUAUUGUGCUACCAGUUUCUUCAAAUCCUUCUAAGGGGCGGCACACCUUAUGAACCCCUUCCUCGCCAGAACAGGGGAUGAAAAAGUGUUUGUUGGUUUUGUGGUCUGUGUUGGUGUUGGUUUAGUCGACUGCAUCAGUAAGAAUGAUUUGAAGACAAGGUUUAGUGCGGAAUGGGCAGGAGCAUUAGGGGAUGAUAUCUAUCGUGCUUUACCUGAGUAGGUGUAAGAGGUGCUAACAGAAAUACACAAGACUAGCCCAGAGAGACACAAAUAGAAAGAAUUAACUUGACAAGGAGGUGGUUUGAUAGAAACAAAAAAGGGUGAAAUCAGUGGGACCCAUUCAAAUCUCAUCCCCCCUCAUGGGCACCAAACUCUUGCCUUUGGUUUCUUUUUCAAAGUCUGGCCUCUUUAAAGGAUGACUACUUGACACUGAUAUCUAAAUAUCUAUGCCUAGUGACAAUUUCUGUUCAAUAUGACAAUGUAUUGUAAUGAAAAAUCUAAUUCUGACACAUGUAAAGUGUAAAGGAUUUUUUUUUUUACAUGUAGCAUGUGAUGUCUCCCUUAAUGACAUGGCUGCACUAUACCUUGUGUUGUGAAUCAAAAUAAUAAACAUCUAUGGGCUGUUUUCUGAA
Molecule: messenger RNA, 3225 nt
Organism: Polypterus senegalus (gray bichir)
Lineage: Eukaryota; Metazoa; Chordata; Cladistia; Polypteriformes; Polypteridae
Gene: vsnl1b
Product: visinin-like 1b
Exons: 4
Coding region: 317-892 (191 amino acids)
Molecular function (GO): calcium ion binding
Source: RefSeq, a predicted model, not a curated record